CAGGCAUCAGCAUGACUUAUUCAGCGAGCUGUAAUCCUACGCUAAAUUUUGAUCCAGUAAGUCAAAGUAUUUCAUUCAAUCGUGAUCCGAAUCCAGUUGUGGGCCAUGAUGUUGAUAUUCCAUGGUACUGGUGGCUUGGUGGAUUAAUCGUAGAGACAGUCGUUAACAUAGUUUGCAAAGUUAUAUCAGAUGAUCUUAUUGAUUCUCUCUCUGGCCAUCUUACUGGGCAUAUUGCAGCAAAAAUUCAACCUUGUAUUAUUUGGAAUGGUGUGAAUUCGAAACAAGUCAACAAUGUUUCGCUUGAUGAAAGUUUUGUGAUACGUG
Messenger RNA from Entrophospora sp. SA101, 324 nucleotides. Lineage: Eukaryota; Fungi; Glomeromycota; Glomeromycetes; Entrophosporales; Entrophosporaceae. The record is from the annotation of a GenBank genome assembly.